GUGGAGACACUGCUGCGGGCGCUGGUGCCAUGGCCCCACUUGGAAACACGGACGGGACGUUUCGUGGUGGUGGAGCUGGUCGCCUGCAAUGUGCUGCUGCCAGCCAUCAGGAAGAUGGCCGAUCCUGACUGGAUCAACCUGCUCCUCAUUGGGGCUUUCUCCAAGAAGCCCCGGGGUGAGGAGUUACCCCCUGCACCCCCAGUGCCUGAUUUCUUGCCCUUCGUGGUGCACACAGACGCUGUUCCUGCUGGGCUGCCCCCCUCACCAAGGUUCACGGAGGUGCCCAGGCAAGAGGCAGGGGCUGCUAGCGAGGAGGGAGAGGACAUGGCGAGUGGGCUGUGCCACACAGAGGAGCCUUUCCUCCGCCCGCGAGCCCUGGGCUCCCUCUUCCCCUGUGAGGGUAUGGAGCUGGAGUCCCCUAUGCCUGAUGCGGGCCAGGACACGGACCUGCUGGUGCCAUCACCCGCGGGGGAGUUCCUCGAUGAACCCCUCCAGGAUACCUCCACUGUGCUGGAGGGACCGGCCACUUCAGAGGAUGGCGUGGGGGAUCUGGAGGAGGCCAUUGCCACCAGCUCAGAUUCUGGCCUGCUUCCCACCUCUGCUUUUGUGCUGAGCUCCUGCCCUGACAUCCAGAUCAAUCCAGCAGUGGAGAAGGAAGAGGAAAGCCCAGUUGUCCCCAAGAAAUCCUCCUCGCAGAGGCCUUCCAGCUUGGGGAAAGAUCUGGGGGCAGCAGACGGCCCACCACAAAGUCCCCCAGACCCUGGGCAGACUCUGCCCCUGCUCUCAUCCUCCUCCCCAACGGCUUCCAUCAGCACCUUCAGCUUUGAGCCCCUCAGCAGCCCUGACGGGCCAGUUGUCAUCCAGAACCUGCGGAUAACUGGGACCAUCACUGCCCGAGAGCACAGCGGGACUGGCUUCCACCCCUACACCCUGUACACCGUCAAGUAUGAGACAGCCCUGGAGGGUGAGAGUGCAGGCAGCCUUCAGCAAAUGGCUUACCACACCGUGAACCGCCGUUACCGGGAGUUCCUCAACCUCCAAACCAGACUGGAGGAGAAACCGGAGCUCCGCAAAUUCCUGAAAAAUAUCAAAGGCCCAAAGAAACUGUUCCCUGAUCUCCCGUUCGGAAAUAUGGACAGCGAUAAAGUGGAAGCCAGAAAAAGUCUGCUAGAAUCUUUCUUGAAGCAAUUGUGUGCGGUUCCUGAGAUAGCAAACAGUGAGGAGGUGCAGGAGUUCCUCGCCCUGAACACUGACGCCAGGAUUGCGUUCGUCAAGAAGCCCUUCAUUGUCUCCAGGAUAGACAAGAUCGUUGUCAAUGCCAUUGUGGACACCUUGAAGACGGCAUUCCCCAGGUCAGAGCCCCAGAGCCCCACGGAGGAUCUUAGCGAGUCUGAAGUGGAAGGGAAAUCUCAGACAGAAGGGAAGAAGACUAACAAGUCCAGGCUGAGGUUCUCGUCCAGUAAAAUUGCUCCAGUGCUGAGCGUGAGCGAAGCGCAUGACAGGAUCGUGUACUCUAUCAGGGAGGGCAGCGCUGUCUCUGGCACCCUGUCGCUGGCAGCUAUGGAGUCCUUCAUCCAGAAGCAGGAGAAGCUGCUGGAGGCAGUCCCCAGCAAAGCUCCCGAAGGCGAGGGAGGCAGAGAAGCGAAGGAAGGCUCCAUGCAGGAGGAUAUGGAUGGGCUGGAACAGGGGACACAUCCAGACACGGACUCUGACCCUGAGACAGCAUUGGCUGACCUGGCCCUGGAUGUGCUUCGUCUGCUGAUGAUGGAUCACUGGAGCUGGCUGUGCACGGAGAACAUGCAGAAGGUCUUCCACCUGCUCUUUGGGACCCUCAUUCAAAGGUGGCUGGAAGUCCAGGUGGUUAACCUGACCUGCACCCAGCGUUGGGUCCAAUACCUCCAGUUGUUACAGGAAUCCAUCUGGCCUGGAGGAGUUUUACCAGCAGUGCCUAAACCAGCCAGGACAGAGGAACAGAAGAAAGCAGCAGCAGAGCAGGCCCUGCAGAGCCUGAUGGGGAUCUUGCCUAAUGUGGUCCAAGAAAUCCUUGGAACCAGUAAAUGUCGGAUGAGCUGGAACCUGGUACUGGAGUCCCUGGCCCAGCCUGUGAUAAACAGGCACCUGGUUUUCUGCCUCUUGGACAUUCUGCUGGAGUUCUUGGUGCUGAAGGGCUCCAGCGAUGAGCUCGGGACUGCAGCUGUCGCGCCAUCUGCGUCUAGUGGCCUGGACAGAGCAGGCGUUGCGGCACAUUAACCAGGGCUGGGGUAGCCAGCGGUGGAGGAGAGAAGCAGCCACAGGCAUGGGAUGAUUUGAUUUUCAGUGUUUACUGAACAUGUCUGAGAGCUUCUUGUAAAGAAUUUUUCCAACCAGUGCUAAAUGAGGCUGCUUCCAGGCUUCUCUGUUUUGGCUGGGUGACGGAUUAAACCCAGUGUCAGGGGCUGAAGAUGCUUUUCUGCUGUGUAGCGCCUGUUCCGUUGCUGACCUGAUGGAGAGCCUGGAAUGAAGAUGCCAGGCCUCUGCUGAGCUGGACAGCUGGAGAAGGAUAUGCAGGCUGCCCACAACCCCCGCUGUCUUGCCCCAUGUUUCUGACCAUCUUUAGCAUCUAAAGGCAGACAGCACAGAUUUGCUUUUGUGGCCUCAGGCCCCACCUGGCACUGGCAUGCAGAGACUUGGUGCAACGGUGUCUUGUGGGUAGAUGUUUCUCCAGGACAGGUGAAGGGAGGACCAAAUGCUGUCCCUGCUCUUUAAGCAGCUUGCUCUGUGCCUACGCCGCACCAUCCAUUUUACCAGAAGAAAAACAGGGAGAGAACAGAGCACGGAGAUGUGGGGAUAGCCCUGAAGUCAGCAUCAGGGAUCAUCCCACCUAACUGCGAGGUCAAAAGCAGGGCAGAAAUCAAACCUGCUGUCAUUUUUAGGGACGAGGAUAAGCUGCUUCACGCUGCCACUGCUCUGACUUGGUCUUGUUGUGGCGUUUUUUGGUGCCCGAGCAGCAGGAUGCAAGUAGGAUAGACUGUGGUCCUGGAAAAGAGAAUUGUCCCCAGACUAAAGAGGAGUGGUAGCUUAGCUGGACUUUAGGAUUACCAUGUAUUUUGCCUGCUGAGUCACGUUUUAGUCCCAGACACUGUCACCUGAAAGGCACUGGAGGAAAGGAACUGACCCACGUGUGACACAGGGCAAGUAAAUCAGCUCCCACAGAAAAGUGCUUGUCACAGCAAGCUCUGGAAGAGGAACACCAGCCACGUGUCAUGGACAGCCAGCGGGUUAGACCAUGGUGACAGGCAUGAAAGCACGUCCUUAGCUCUGUUGUCACCAUGCUUUGGUUUGCUCUGCCUGCUCUUGCAACAGCUAUGUGCAGAGGGCUCUCGAAAGCUUGUCAGGUCACGAUGCCCAGUGCCACUCAGCACAGAAUGGCAUAUCGAUUUGGCAGCUGCUUUUCCAGGUUAUCCAAGACUUGUGUGGAUUUGCAAGCUUGGGCUGCCCAGCUGACAGGUUUGUGAUGGGGGAAAAUGGACAUGGAGGAUAUGGACAUGGAGAAUAUGCACUAGCACACCAGUUCAGUGCCCUGUUUUGGUGUAUUUCCUGGGAGAAAUAUGAACUGGCCAGCACUGGGCUUUGCUGAUCAAGGCGAUACUGCUCCUGGCGUUGUCUACACAUUAAAGUGCUUCGAAGAGGAGACCUCGCAAGAGGGAAUCGUGCAGGGUCCCAGCUAGCGUCCAUGUUGCAGUACCAAAUGGUGCAUUUCGUAUGGCCUGCUGCUUCUUGGAGUUGGAUACUCUCUGCUGGAUACUGGCAUGUGUGGAGAGAAGGCCGUGUAACUCCAGCGUGCGUACUGCUGAAAGCAGACUCUGCUCUUUCCAGCUGCUUAAUAAUGGACGCACAGCUUCUUGUGUGCUUCUUCAUGUUUCUGUUUGUGUGCGUGUAUUGUGUGAAAAAUACAGGGAAGGAUUAGCUUGCUGUCAGCAAGUGUAUUUUUAGGGAGCUCUAAGGGCAUCCUGAGAUGAGGCAGAAUCCAAUGUAAUGAAGCAAAGAGGUUUUGCGUCGCUUACCAGAGCCAUUUCUCAGCCGUGAUGCUUUUGAGAUGGCAGACUUACCACCUGCUUGGAAAAGGAGGGAGCAGGUGCAUUAAGUAGCUUAAGAGUAGGUUAGGCAAAGCAUUGGAGAAUGCUCCAGGUGGGAUAAUCCCAAAAGGCCAAGCAGCAGGUUGGGAAGCAGGACUCCCAUAUGUCCUUAAGCACAAUAUCUGCUUGAAGCAGCCGCUUCCCCCUGUCUCACUGCCAGGCUCCUGUUUCCCUUCUUUUUCGUACUACUUCCAUUUACUACAUCUCUUGCCUUGAGGAGCAGAAGGAGCCAUCAGCCAGGGUUGGUGCAGCAUAGCCCUGUUGUGUUCGGUGGGUUCCCACAUGCUCUUGGUACGUGCGCUUGCUAUCGCUUCCUUAUUAAUUUUAUGGGUUUGGAGCACAAGAUUGGAGUCUGUCAUUGAUUAGGGAUGUCAUUAAGAGAGUGUUGAAAAGGAUCCUUCAGAGAUGGACUGAAAAAUACAUGCUGCCAGCUCCACGUGAGGGCAGAGGUCUAGCACAGUCCUUACAGACACUGGAUGUGACGUUGGAAGGACGAGCUUACGUUUCUCCUUUGCCAGGAAGCCCGAGCAUCCCUGCCCUUAACCCUGACCUCUGGCAUUAUGCAAAUGACUCAGUAUUCAGUCCUCCUGAUGGAAGUAAUUUGCGAUUUCUGCUGGCGGGCUCCGAGGAGCAUAACUUGAGAGCUGGCGCUUCGCUGGGAUGGCGCAACCCUGAUUUGGGGUUGUACCAGACAACUGCUUGAUCUGCACCUUUCACCCAGGGGCCCCGCAGCCUGCGCUGUGCAGACUCGCUCACGUGGCGAAGCAGCAACAUCUUCUCCGAGUUUAUGUGGGAGGCACUGGGGCAGAGAGUGAUGAAGUAGGUUUACUCACAUGUGCUCUGAAGUCAGUGGCGGAGUUGGGAGCAGACCCCGGGAGUUAGGAUUGCAAGAUCUUUGUUUUAAUCUCCACAACCCCUUUUCUUUUCUUAGAGUGAGGAAAACAGAAACCAGGGUUGCCAGAGCCCUUUCUCAUGCUCUUACUGGCUGGGCUUCAAACUCCCAUUCUCUCCUUCCUAGUUCUUAGUCCAUUCUCACAGCUGAGGUGAAGCUGCCCAGGAACAGCAUAGGAACAAGUAGCCCCUCUCUGUAUCUCGUUGUUAAGGAAUACAAAAUCCAAUAAAAAGCUCAGCUUUUUUCUAUCCCAAGUUCUUUGCCUCACUGUAAUUUUCAGAUUAAACUAAGCAUGACGGUGGCAAAGGCAAACUUCUGCAUUCAGGUGGGCUGAGAGUUUAUUUCCAUUGGACUAAGACUAGAAAUACUGCUUUGGUACAGCAAACAAAGCCAACAAAAAAACUUUAACUAGCUCUGUGUGUGUCAUGCUCUCAGCAAGCUCCCUUUCUCUGCAGGAAUUCGUGCAGAAGGCUCUAGCCACCUAUUUCUAAAGGGAGGGUGGUAACAGCAGCCAGAUUUGAUCUCAAGAAGAAGCUGCAGGAUUCUAUCAUAUUAGCUACAAGGCAGUACAUGCUUCAGGUGGGUGCUCAGCUCUCGAGGUCCUACUGGAUAGAUGGAAUCUGCUUCCAGCCCGUCGCUUCCUGACUGCACUGAGGAAAGCGUUUCAUCUCCCCCUGCCUCAGUUUCCCCCAGUGCUGGCUAGUUAGACUGCAAGCAGGGGCUGCUCGUGUGUGUGUGUGUGUGUGUGUGUACAACACAUGUGUGCAGUGGUACAGAGCCUCGAGGCACCACCGUAAGCUAAACAGUUGUGUUGAACCAGAGCUAGUUUUUUAAUUGUUUUUUCAGGGAAGAAGAGUGCCAGUGCACACUGACUCCCUGUUGUAUUUGCUGUAUUCAAACCUUUGUAUCAGCUAUUUGUGGGUGCAGCUACUCCAGUCAGUGUAGAAAAGUGCUGUCUUGAAACCUGUUUUGUUAAAUGGGGAGCAAAACGCUGCUCCCAAGCACUUGUGACUUCUGUUCUGACUCCAUGUACAAUAAUAUUCUGUGUCAAACUUGUUUCUGUGCUUGGGUUUAAAAUUCACCUUUGCCAGGAGCUGCCUGUAAGUCAGCCCUUGGGAAGGGAAGAGCAAGUAGGGGAGAGGCAAGAAAGCCCAGGUAGGAGUGGGAAGGGGGAAGCAGGCAUCUCCCUGGGUGUCCUGAAACACCUGGCUGGUGGCAGUGGGUCCUUCUGGCCCACGGUGGCAUUAAUGGGACUGCUCAGACAUGGGAAAGACCAAAGUUCUUAGCAGCUUGGUCAGAAAUAGGAACAGUUUUCCCAUCUGUGGGAACAUCAGCUUUGCGUCUUUCUUCCUGACAAGGAAACUUCUCGGUUUAGGCUUUCCAGUGAGUGUGAAACCAGAGAAGCAAUAUGGGGAUCUUUGGCCUUUCUUCUGGAAGAAAGUGAAAGCGAGAGAAGCAGGGGUUGUGCAGACCCAUCUCCACAUCCCUUGGGCACUGCUGCUUAGGAAGUUCACCUCGAUAUCGGUCCUGGAGGAGAAAGGCUGGUAAGCUGUAAGGAAAUAGAGAAUGUCUGAAAAUUAAGAAAUUCCACAUGAAAUUUGAAAUAUUACGUCAAAGAAAAAAAAAAUAGAGGGAGGAAGAAAAACCUGAUACAAUGAAUGUUUGAGUCAUGUAUUAUUCUGGAUUAGCUCUGCCAUGGAAAGAUCCCAUACACCCUAUGAAAUCCAUUACCUACAAGCCAGCAAACAUUUGUACAGCACAUGAUGCAGGGAUCAUAGCUGAAGCCAAGUUCCCCUGUAUAAUAUCCACCCCAGGGUAGAUUGGUCCAUUUCCAGGGUCAACAGCCAGAGGAUUAAGCAUUUAUCUCUGCAGAACAGUGGAUAAUUAAUACCAGAUCGAACUAGGGGCUGCGCUCAAGAGAGCUUGUGACUAGAUUUGUGACUGAGUGUGGCUUUAUUGCCUGUGAGUGAGUUAUGGGGAGC
This is a messenger RNA of Athene cunicularia (burrowing owl), 6989 nucleotides long. It is a transcript of the gene SNX19, whose product is annotated as sorting nexin 19. Bases 115 to 2250 code for a protein of 711 amino acids. Gene Ontology annotation, cellular component: early endosome membrane; intracellular membrane-bounded organelle. NCBI's taxonomy places the organism in Eukaryota, Metazoa, Chordata, Aves, Strigiformes, Strigidae. Gene Ontology annotation, molecular function: phosphatidylinositol binding. The transcript is spliced from 11 exons. The record is from RefSeq and is a predicted model, not a curated record.